Messenger RNA from Gadus chalcogrammus (walleye pollock), 1449 nucleotides. RefSeq lists its product as uncharacterized. Lineage: Eukaryota; Metazoa; Chordata; Actinopteri; Gadiformes; Gadidae. Bases 125 to 1288 code for a protein of 387 amino acids. The record is from RefSeq and is a predicted model, not a curated record. The transcript is spliced from 5 exons.
CUUGCCAUGCAUGUUGUUGUUGAUUCUUAAAGAUCCUUGUUGUUGUGGUGAGGCUGCUGUGUCCUGGUGACCCUUGCACACUGUGCAAAUGUCUUGUGCAAGCCAUCCAUAACAGGGACGUGGAAUGAAUGAAACGCACAGAACGCAAGUGGGAUAUACCAAGGACGGAGCCUGCUCUGCUGUAUCACUGGAUGGGCACCAGAAUGAUUGGUUGAAUACCAAGGGGCGUGGCCCCAGUGGCAACGUGGGCGACCACAUCAGAAGAAGGAAUGAGGAGCUCCAGUUCUGGAUCAGCUCAAGCCAGGUGACCCAGGCUGACGAGGGGGGCCUGGCACCCAGCUGGCCCCAGAGAAGGUCCUUGGUCUCCUGGUCAAAGAGCGGAAGGGGGCGCCAGCCAAGCUGGCCGUUGCCAUCUCCCUCCUCCCUGACCGCCAUGCCUAGGCAACUGUGUUUCCUGGAGCGAUCAAAGUCAAUCUGCCAUCUGAGAGAUCCUUUAGGAACAUGCCAUGGGGGGGGUUUGGGGGUAGAGUGGGAGAGAGAAGCAGACUGGAUCAAACUCAGCGCCACAGAAGAGGAGCUGUACAGUUGGAUCAUGCAAAAUAAAAGAGAAGCGAUUGUCGCUAAACCUCAGCAUACACUUCCAAUGAUUCUCUAUGCUGAUGACUGCACCGUUCUGCCACAGAAACUUGAUAACGCAUAUUACCCUGGAGGGGAUGAGGAUUCUACCAAUGGAAAUGUUGGCUACCACACGUCUCAUGCCAGUGAUGUCUGCUGUGGAUUGGAGAACUUAAACUCGAAAUGGUGCAGAGUUCUUUCAUUGGACAGUCCUGAUGAAGGACGGUGGGAGGAGAACUUGUCAGGGAACAGAAACACAGCGACAAGUCCCACUCUUCAGGACCCUGUGGGAGACCAGAGGCCAGUGAGGCGCGUGUCCUUCUGUGAUGAGGUCCUUGUCUAUCUGUUUGAUCAAGAAAGCCCCACCAGGCCACAGCCAAGCCUGUCCUCAGUGUCCUACGAUGAGUACCCCUCCACACCAAGCAGCUAUCCUAACAACCAUCAGGACUUGGCCUUGGACCAUGGCUUUGAAUGGGAGGAUGAUUUUACCGCCCUGGACUGGGCGACUCCCACCAAGACAAACUGCCCCCCGGGGAGGGAACACUCGGAUCCCAGUCCCCAGCGCUUCCACACACUGCCUCAGCAGCGGACCCCGUGGAGAUACCAGCUCCCCAAGACCUGCCUGGUCCUCACCCACGUCCCCGAAUCAGACCUGGAGGACCUGGGGCUGUAGUGUAGGGGGGCACACACACACACACACACACACACACACACACACACACACACACACACACACACACACACACACACACACACACACACACACACACACACACACACACACACACACACACGCGCACAAACACACACAAACGCACGCACACAAACACACAC